This is a messenger RNA of Triticum urartu, 782 nucleotides long. RefSeq names its product SKP1-like protein 1. Gene Ontology annotation, biological process: ubiquitin-dependent protein catabolic process. The record is from RefSeq and is a predicted model, not a curated record. NCBI's taxonomy places the organism in Eukaryota, Viridiplantae, Streptophyta, Magnoliopsida, Poales, Poaceae.
UCCUCCUUUCGUCUGCCGCCGCUAGAGUUUCCUCUUCUAGUUAGGGUUUCCUCGAUCCCCAAUUUUCCCACCCCAACCCUAGCUCCGAUCCACCCGAUGGCGGCCGCAGAGGGCAAGAAGAUCAUCAAGCUCAAGAGUUCGGAUGGCAAGGAGUUUGAGGUGGAGCAGGCGGUGGCCAUGGAGUCGCAAAUGAUCCGGCACAUGAUCGAGGACGACUAUACUGACAACGGCUUGUCGCUCCGCAAUGUCGACUCAAAGAUCCUCUCCAUGGUCAUUGAGUACUGCAACAAACACGUCCAAGCAAAGGCCGUCAACACAUCUGAAUUUGGAGGAGGAGCCAGGGCGUCAAAUGCUACGUCGGCUGUGCCUGCGGCACCCGCGGAGUACCUCAAAAACUGGGAUGCCAAUUUCGUCAAGGUCGACAAGGCCACCAUAUUCGACCUCAUGCUGGCUGCAAACCACCUCAACAUCAAGGGGCUUCUAGACCUGACUUGCCAGACCGUCGCCGACAUGAUGACGGGAAAGACACCAGAGGAGAUCCGCAAGAUCUUCAACAUAAAUGACAAAUUCAAACCUGGGGAGGAGGAGGAGAUCCGCAAGGAGAACCAGUGGGCCUUUGAGUAGAGGAACAUCUAGGGCGCGCUGAAGUAAUGAACGCUUAGUAUUACCAAUGUCUACAUUUCAUUGUGCUCGUUUAUGUCAUAAUGGGUCGUAAUGAACCAAGAGUCCAUAAGGUGGUGUUGCUGAACUUAGUGGUUAUGUUUGCAAAAACAAAAAAUAUG